Anoplophora glabripennis (Asian longhorned beetle) is the source of this 1503-nucleotide messenger RNA. Its product is annotated as probable medium-chain specific acyl-CoA dehydrogenase, mitochondrial. The transcript is spliced from 9 exons. Lineage: Eukaryota; Metazoa; Arthropoda; Insecta; Coleoptera; Cerambycidae. Bases 167 to 1411 code for a protein of 414 amino acids. Gene Ontology annotation, molecular function: medium-chain fatty acyl-CoA dehydrogenase activity; flavin adenine dinucleotide binding. Gene Ontology annotation, biological process: fatty acid beta-oxidation; medium-chain fatty acid catabolic process. The record is from RefSeq and is a predicted model, not a curated record. Gene Ontology annotation, cellular component: mitochondrion.
AUUCAAAAUUAUAAAUUUAAUAAACUGGUUAUCUUAAUAAAAAAUAAUAAUAAACACAUUUAAUCUACAACAAGCGUGGUUCUAAUCAGUACAUACUACCUUUUAGACUUUGAACGUAAAUGAUAAAACUUUCCAUUUUGAAUAGUUCACAGUGCAGUAAACAAUUAUGGCAACGUUUCGGCAGAUCUAUAAAGUUAUUAAUUAUUCUUCAAGUGUCAGGACUCUUUCCACUUCCACCGUAAGAACUGGAUACAACUUUGAACUCAGCGACACCCAGUUAGAAUUUCAACAACUGGCAAGAAAAUUCGCGAGGGAAGAAAUUGCCCCGGUUGCUGCACAUUACGAUAAAAAUGGGGAAUAUCCAAUCGAGCUGGUCAAGAGAGCUUGGUCUCUUGGCCUGUCGAAUUUACACAUACCGGAACACUGCGGUGGUGUGAACGAAACUGUUUUUAACGGUUGUCUUAUUACUGAGGAAUUAGCUUGGGCAUGCACAGGAAUAACUCUAGCUGUAGGGUCAUCAGAACUAGGCCAAGCCCCUGUGAUAAUAGCAGGCAACAAAGAACAACAGAAAAAGUAUCUCGGGCGACUAAUUGAAGAACCACUUGUAGCCGCAUAUUGCACAACCGAGCCAGGCGCUGGUUCUGAUGUGAACGGCAUCAAAACGAAGGCGGAGAAGAAAGGAGACGAGUAUAUUUUGAAUGGACAGAAAAUGUGGAUUACAAACGGUGGCGUGGCCAACUGGUAUUUUGUGCUGGCACGUACCAAUCCAGAUCCCAAGGCUCCAGCAAACAAGGCAUUUACAGGAUUUAUUGUUGAAAGGGACUUUUCUGGAGUGCAACCUGGCAGAAAGGAAGAGAUGAUGGGGCAGCGAGCUUCGGACACUCGCGGCGUCACGUUCGAAGAUGUGCGCAUACCUAAGGAGAACGUCCUUCUGGGAGAAGGUCAAGGUUUUAAAAUUGCCAUGGGAUGCUUCGAUUUAACUAGGCCCUCGGUAGCCGCUAACGCAGUGGGCAUAGCGCAGCGAGCCUUAGACGAGGCCACCAAGUACUCCCUGGAGAGGAAGACGUUCGGCACCGUCAUCUCCAACCACCAAGCGGUGGCCUUCAUGUUGGCCGACAUGGCUGUCGGCGUCGAAACGGCCCGACUCGCAUGGAUGAAGUCCGCUUGGGAAGUGGACAACGGUAAGAGGAACACCUACCUGGCCUCCAUAGCCAAGUGCUACGGUUCCGAGAUAGCCAACAAGUGCGCUGCGGAUGCCGUGCAGGUAUUUGGAGGGGCGGGAUUUAACAAGGAAUACCCCGUGGAGAAGCUGAUGAGGGACGCGAAGAUCACCCAGAUCUACGAAGGGACCACGCAGAUUCAGAAGUUGGUUAUUUCGCGUAUACUUUUGGACAAAGCGAAAAAUGCUUGAAAGCUACUUGAAGAGAUGGGGCGGAGAUAAGGAUGGACCAAAUGUAAAUUCUCUUUCAAAUUUAUUGGUGUAAAUAAAAGUUUAACGAUUAA